Racocetra persica is the source of this 235-nucleotide messenger RNA. The record is from the annotation of a GenBank genome assembly. NCBI's taxonomy places the organism in Eukaryota, Fungi, Glomeromycota, Glomeromycetes, Diversisporales, Gigasporaceae.
AUGUCGUUUGAGCUAACCGAAGCUAACACUACUUCUGCUAUGUCUUUCAAGAUAACAGAACCUGAACCAACAGAAUCUGUUUUACAACCAUCUGAAACUGCAAGAGAACAUCACAAUCGAUUAGCCCGGGAAAGAAUGGAAGCCGAAUCAAUAGAGCAUGCUGAAGAACGAAAAGCCAAACGAAGGAAGACAAACAGUUGUGCUAAUCGUCAAGCCUUUACAGAAAAUUAUAAUA